Hippocampus zosterae (dwarf seahorse) is the source of this 4558-nucleotide messenger RNA. It is a transcript of the gene tmem198aa, whose product is annotated as transmembrane protein 198a. The coding region runs from base 567 to 1730 and encodes 387 amino acids. NCBI's taxonomy places the organism in Eukaryota, Metazoa, Chordata, Actinopteri, Syngnathiformes, Syngnathidae. The transcript is spliced from 7 exons. Gene Ontology annotation, cellular component: cytoplasmic vesicle; plasma membrane. Gene Ontology annotation, biological process: positive regulation of canonical Wnt signaling pathway. The record is from RefSeq and is a predicted model, not a curated record.
AAAUGGAUCACCCCCCCCGACUCUUGCACUCCCCUCUCGUGUCGUGGAAUGGUUUGUUCCGUCAUGCUGGAUGAGACGCUGACAACAAAGGAAGCACACAGAGAGUGCUUUAAGGAGAGGGAGCGUGAUGUAAACACAGGGAGGUGGGGGGGAAACGGCUGUCUUGCGGUUUUGAUUCAAUUUCCUGGACGGUUAUGGGUUCUCAAUAUUGCAUAAGGUGGCCGCGCCAUUUUCGCGUGGACAAACAGAAUAUUGCACGUGUGGAUGAGAGGAGUUGAGAGCCUUGUGUGGCGUGUCGCUGGAGUUCUUCUCCCGGUUGGCACCAUGCAGUGAGAUUGAAAUGAGGUCUUUUUUUCAAGCAGACCAAGAGAAGAGGAUGAUUCUCCCUGUGGUUUUCUUUACAUGGACAACGCAGGAAACAGUUGGACACAUGAAACAUGGUUUUGUUAGUUUCCCACACCUCAAUGGGUGAGGCCCACUGAUCUAGAACCCCGCCCCGAACAACCUCUUCAUCCCUUACCGGCACACACCUUCCAUCAACGCUGGCUCCCCUCCUGUCUGCCGACAUGCCCACCGCUAGCCGGCUGUUCGAUCUGGCCCAGCUGGGACUGAAAUGUGACCAGGAGAUAGAGAGAAAAUAUGACAUCGUGCCCUCUGUGGUCUGCUCCAUGAGCUGCAUUUUUGGAAUCAUCUACUGCUUCUUUGGCUACCGAUGCUUCAAGGCCGUGCUCUUCCUAACAGGCCUCAUGUUCGGCUGUGUGGUCAUCUUCAUGCUGUGCUACAAGGAGAGGGUGAUGGACACUCAGCUCAGCAUAGAGGCGUCGGUGGGCAUCGGCCUUGGUAUCGGGACUUUGUGCGGCCUGGUGACCAUGUUGGUCCGCAGUGUAGGACUCUUCAUGGUGGGCCUGCUGCUGGGCCUGUUGGUUGGAGUGGCUUCAUUGGUGGUCAUGGAGGAAUUUUACCACCCCAGAACAGUGUGGGUUCCGCUGGGAAUUCUUCUGGGUUCUGGGACUCUGUUUGCUGUCUUCACUCUUCAAUGGCAACGUUGCUUCGUGACCUUGUCUACCGCCACCUUUGGUUCAGCCAUCAUUACCAUCACAGUGGAUUACUUCAUCGAGCUGUUUGCGAUGGUGCAAUACAUCUAUGAGAGACUCAAGGUGGCGCCCAAGAAGCCGGUCUGCUGGUUCACGUGGGUCAUCAUGGGGGUGUGGCCUGUCCUGGCACUGCUUGGAGUGCUGAUUCAGUGGAAAGUCACAGCAGAGGGGUUUUCUCACACUGAGGUGGUUUUGAGUCGACAACAAAGGCGGGUGCAGCUCAUGCGGAUCCGGCAGCGAGAAGAGAGGCUCAAAAAGGAGAAUGAGAACAAGAAGAAGAAAAAACAACAGAACCAGAAGAACGGCCAGAAGCAGAAAGCCAACAGCCAUUGCCACCAGCAAUACCAUCAUCCGGGGACAUCUCACCCCCAUCACACAUCCCGAAGCACGCAGCCCCACAAAGUCCCUCACCCUCAGACUGAGCCGGGUUUCCAUCGCAAGCCCAACCCCAAAAAGCGCUUUGAAGGAGAUGUGCUCUCACCGAGCUACAUCCGCAGUUUCAGGGACAGGCAAACAGACAGACGAGCGUACUCCCACAGUCGAAUGAUGAGCCGCUCCCGGAUGGCUGAACUUGACUAUGACUGUGGCUCUCAAGUGCCCCUCACAGCGCCUUCAGGAGCUCCAGUUCGUAUCUGAUGGCUCGAAAUGUACAAAUCCUCCCAAAAAACGAAAAUACAAAAAGGUUUUUGGCACGCUAAAUGUUGUGUCUAUCAAAGUAAAGCCGCAGGAAAACAAGAACUACAGGAACAGAGCUGCAUGUUAAGUUGGCUUGUUGUCAGUGUUCUACAGCAAACAACUAUCAACAGGGGCAGCAACAAAACUGUCACAUGAUCAGACAACCUUUGAAAGCAUUGUCUUUCCAAGUGCAGUUUUAAUAUAUAUGUGCUGAUUUGGGGAUUUCGGCCCAAGGAGUCACAUUGAGUGAUUUUUCAGGAAGCAGUCACUACCUUCAGAUGUUGGAUUUUCCCAUGGAGAAGGCUAUUUACACUGAAAGAUGAACACAACACUUUCCUUUGUCUUUUUUUUAUUUUAAAUUCCUCUCUAAGAAGUUUUGCUCUUAUGAUAUCGGCUGACUGGUAGCUGUGUUACCCCAACCAGCUGGUGACCAUUGCUGAAAUAUGUAAAUUCCCAAUCUAACGACAGACACACACUAUUCUCAGUCACUGAGUGGGAAGUGAAUGCAUGCCGCCUCUACGGCAAUCAGACUCGCGAACCAGUAUGCCAUCAUUCUCUCCUAAAAAGGUACCAAUUUUAAUCCCAAUGUCAUUUUAGGACCAGAAAUGUGUCACUGUGAUACAUCCAUUACCUACAUUUUUAUAGUCAGAAACCAUUCUAUCAUCCAACUUAUUUCGAUUCAUUGGUAACAAAUGUGUGCGGCCUCUCACCAGAGGUCAGUUGGUAACCCAAUGAGCGCCACAGAAAAAGGAUAGAUGUGUUUUUAUAUGAGAGUAUAUUCUCUAUUCCCCUCAUUUGAUUUUAUUCUUCAAAUCCCCUGACCCCAUUCAACACCACAGUAAAAGUCUAUUCACAAGCACAUUUGCAGCAGUUGUUUCAAUGUAUACUGGUCCUAAAAGGAAACUGACUGAGUUGACCGUCUGUUGUUGCCAAGGCGGACAACACACAACAGUGAACAUAUGAAAUCAUGUGCUACAGUGUUGGUGCAGACACACAAGCCCUUUGGCAAGUGAUGGAUUGUACCAAAUAUUGGCUAAAGUGAGGGGGGUCCUCUCCUGAUGUAGGUACUGUAGAUGUAAUUAUAUGAUGUUUUUGUUGUUGUUUUGUUUUUAAUAAGAAAACAUGAGUAAAUAACAUAAUUCUUAUAAAUACCAUAACAUCAUGAUGGUGGCGAAGACACGCAAAUGUGGUUCUUAAUUGAGCUAACGAUUGAAGCAAUUGCAAUGGCGCCCUCUAUUGUUUAAAACUGGGUAUAUUUUUGUGGAUUUUGUGUGCUGGUGGAUAUCGAGCGGCAUUUUUUACGGUCUUAUUUUCACUUUGUAUUCUCUUUAUGAUUGUUACUUUCAUUGUGGGGCCAUGAAACACGCAGCCACUGUUCAACAUUACAUAUGGUACCAAAAGCAAAUUUGUACCUAUUUUCUGUGUACAUCUUGAAGAUCACAGGUGUCAAACUGAGGUCCUGCAGGGCCGCUGUCCUGCAUGUUUUCCACGUCUCCCUGUUGCAACACACCUGAUUCAAAUGAACAGGUUCAAUGUCAGACUUGCGCAGAGCUUGCUGAUGAUCCGAUCAUUUGAAUCCGGUGUGUUGCAACAGGGAGACUUGGAAAACACGCAGGACAGCGGCCCUCCAGGACCUGUGUUUGACGCCUAUGUUGUAGAUGUUUAAAUACGAUAAACACAGGAUUGCAAUGACUUCAAUACUGAAGUGCCACAACAUACAGUAUAUUGUGGUUGUGUGAAACUUGGCAGGCCUUGCACUUGUUUGAGGGGUACAAGUGCCCUGUUACCCCUUCUCAUGCACGAGUGUCCUUGUUGAACUGUUUUGUAUUUUCAUUGUGACGAAGUGUCGAUGUGACGUGUUCUCGUGACCCUCUGGACGUAGAACGCAUAUUAUUUUCAAAUUGGACUGUUUUCAGCAAUCCAGAUAAAGGUGGAGAGCCCUGUCACAACACCCAAAAACAACAGCCAUGACAUACUGAAAAUGUUACUUGAAAAUAGGAUAUGUGCACAUGUUUCUGUACACUCGUGACAUCUCGUUUCAUUUGUAGGCUCUCAGCAUCAAAUUCAUAUCAAGGACAGCAGGAUACGUUCAACUUGUGACAUUUGCUUCAUUGUCCUUCCUCAUCCUUUGUCUAUUCUUCUUCAGGUCUCUUGUAUCUUUAUCGUGUCAGUUUAAACUGUGCAGGAAAAGGGCUUUGAAAAGGCAUGAAAACAUUUCCAUCCACUCAUUAGUCAUGUAUCGUCAUCAUUUUGCAUUUCAGUCUUAUGUUGCCACGUCUGUCUCUUGAUAUCAUUUUUGGUUCACAACUGCAGUUAAGUUAAUUGUGUCUACAUCGUUAAAAGCUAAGAGCUAAAUGAACAUUAUUCUGUUGAAUUUGUGAACAGAUUCAAUGGCUCCGGUGAAAUUCAGUGAAAAAUGUGUCACUUUAUCAGCCACCUUGCACCUCCUGCAGGACAUGUUUGGAACACUCAUUGUACAUACCAUGAUAUAAAUACUUUUUAAAUGUAAUGAACUUUCGCUGUCGUCGUGUUUACGCCAUGGUCUUGUAGAUUUUUUUUUCAGCGAUUAUUUUCUGGUGCAGUAGAUAUUUUAAAUUGUGUUCUUGAAUGUUCAAGUGAUGCGUUUUUUAUUUGAGAGACAGACAUGAGCCUGUGAAGAGAUGCUGAUUCACCUUAUUGCCAUCAUUUCUAUUGUUCUGCUUAUUUUAUUAUUAUUAUUAUUAUUAUUAUUAAGCAUGUUUUAAAUGGACCUAUGAUAUGAUUAAAUGACAUUCAUGUGAUUGGAAAAA